Molecule: messenger RNA, 6227 nt
Organism: Rhopalosiphum padi (bird cherry-oat aphid)
Lineage: Eukaryota; Metazoa; Arthropoda; Insecta; Hemiptera; Aphididae
Product: single-stranded DNA-binding protein 3-like
Exons: 15
Coding region: 685-1941 (418 amino acids)
Biological process (GO): positive regulation of transcription by RNA polymerase II
Cellular component (GO): nucleus
Molecular function (GO): single-stranded DNA binding; protein binding
Source: RefSeq, a predicted model, not a curated record
UAUCAUUUUCGGAAAGGACUAUCUUGGACGUCGUCUCUACCCGCUGCACCUCGAUCGUAGGUAAUGCUCUGAUAUUUUUCUCCGCAUCGAUUUAAUUUUUCGGGGAGGAAAAAGAAUAUAGUGUUUUUUAUUCUUUCAAAUAGAUUUUAUUUGUUUUACUCUUUCCGCGCUCGUUUUAUUACAUUCAGUCGUCCGUCCAUCUGUCCGUUCAUUGAUAAAAAUAUAAUAUAAUCACGACCGUAAACGUGUAUUUUAUUGGAGGUACGUACUCCUUAGAUCGAGUGUAUGCACUCUGGAGCAAAACAAGUGUCGAAAUCGUGCGUGGAUAAUUAAGUUUGUAUCUCUAAACCAUCGCGACCAUCGAAUGUUUUAUACCAAUCUUGAAUUAAUUUCGUGAAACGGCUGUUUGAAUCGUUUGACUCGUAUUUUAUCUGACGCACAAAACGAAGACGCGGGACUCGAUACGUUCAGUGCUUAUUUCCUUUGCCCAGGCGUUGAUUUGCAAGUAACUGACCAAGGACAGUAUACAAGUAUCUAAACGUGCCUGAAAACAACUAUUACAAUAUACACUACAAUGACAACAAUUGCGCUUUUGUCAUUGUCUGUAUAGUGUGGCCUAUUUUGUUGCUGCCGUAAUUGCAGGGUUUGUUUGAAGUCAAAGCUACUAAACAAAUUUAAAUUGAGAUGUAUGCAAAAGGAAAGGGCGCAACAGUGCCAUCAGAUGCUCAGGCUAGAGAAAAGUUAGCAUUGUACGUUUAUGAGUAUUUAUUACAUAUUGGAGCUCAGAAAGCAGCUCAAACAUUUUUAAAUGAAAUUAGAUGGGAAAAGAAUAUCACACUUGGCGAACCACCAGGAUUUUUGCAUUCUUGGUGGUGUGUAUUUUGGGAUUUAUAUUGUGCAGCUCCAGAGCGCCGUGAUACAUGUGAACAUUCAAGUGAAGCUAAAGCAUUUCAUGAUUAUGGUUUUGUAAAUUCAGGAUAUGGUGUAAAUGGUAUUGCACAUAAUGCUGGACCUUCUCCUAGUCCUUUAGGACAAAUGCCUCCAAAUGAUGGAAUGCCAGGAGGUCCAAUGCCUGGUGGAUUUUUUCCAAAUGCUUCAAUGAGACCAUCACCUCCAAGUCAUCCUUCAGCACAACAAUCUCCUCAUUCUCAACCACCGUCACAUGGACAAAUGUUAUCAAAUCAGCCUUUUAUGGGUCCUCGAUAUCCAGGUGGUCCAAGGCCUGGAAUUCGCAUGUCACAAUUAGGAAAUGAUUUUAAUUCUCCUACAGGUCAACCAAUGAUGCCUGGGAUGGAUCCUUUAAGACAAGGUGAAGCUGGAGAAUAUGUUGUAGGUUGGCAAGGAGGUAUGGGACCAAUGAAUCCUCGUAUGAAUCCUCCUCGAGGUCAAAACACUCAAAACAUGAGUCCAUUAGGAUCUUAUAGCCCUGGAAUGCGUGGACCUCCGCCUAAUACAACCUUAGGCCCUGGUGGUGGCGGACCAAACAUGCCUUUAUCUAUGGGUGGACUUGUUGGAAGGCCACAAUGGCAACCAAAUGCAAAUACUCCAAUGAGUUAUUCAUCAUCAUCACCAGGAGCGUAUGGAGGACCCUCGGGAUCAGGCGGCCCUCCUGGACCAGGCACACCAAUUAUGCAAAGUCCUCAAGAUUCUUCAAACUCUGGAGGAGAAAGUAUGUACACAAUGAUGAAGCCGGUUACCGGAGGGAAUAUGCCUGGUGAUUUUCCAAUGAAUAAUGCAUCAGAUAGUGGACCAUUAGGACCAAUGGGUCCUAAUACAAUGAAUUCGGUUUUGAACGGUGAAGGACUAGAUGGUAUGAAAAAUUCACCUGCGCCAGGUGGCCCAGGGACACCGAGAGAAGAUAGUGGAAGUGGCAUGGGCGAUUAUAAUUUGUCAGGAUUUGGAGGAGCAGGAGAAAAUGUAAUUGGCCUGGAUAUAUAUUAGUUUAGGGACGUUGAAGACAAUCGAUGAACUACAUACUGAUUAAGGAGUGAUGACAAUUGUAUGGUGACCAAGAAACAUAAAGUGGCAAAUAAUUACAAUUGAUUAUAACUUAAGCUUUUUUUUUUCAUUAAUGUAGUAUUAAAAUGCAUUUAAUUUUUUUUUUUUUGUAACAUUCAGUAUUGUUCACCAUUUUUUUCAUCUCACCAUCAUCGGGUUGUUAUUCAUCUUUUUUUUGUCAGACUUUUAAAUCCACAAUUGAUAAUUUGUCAUAAACUGCCUUAAGCGUUUAACAAAAACUAUCACUAUGAGUUAAAAACUUUGUAGAUUCCCAAAAAAAUAUUAAAGACAUGAAAUAACUUUUAAAUACAGUAUAAACUGAAUUUAUUAUAUACAGUGUAUUGUGCCUGAAUUUUAAAUUGGUGUUUAUAGAGCUUGUGCAUAUAUCUAUUUACAAGUAUUUGGCAUAUUAUAUUUUGAUCUGGGUAAAUUUUUUUAUAUUAGUAUUAUUAUUUGUCAGCAUAAGUGUUUCUUUAGUUUUCUAUUUACACUAUUAUUUAGUGUAUAACUAAAUCAAACUCAUCCCCAGCUAAAAUGUUAUGAAAAGGUAUGCAGUUUAAAAUUAUAUAAUUUAUCAAUACAUUUUCUCAUGUUAAUUAAGAUUCACAGAAUAACAUUAUUGAAUGAUGUUUAUUUUGAAUUAUUUAAUUAAAAAUGAAAAUAGUAAGCAUCAGAUAAAUUUACUUAAUUUCUUUUCUUGUAUAGCAUUUUAAUUUGUAUGGUAAAAUUAAGGAAGCUGAUAUAAGUUUUAUAUAAACAAUCUAUAUAACUUUUCUCUGUUACUAUCAUUUAUUAGUAACAGUUUUAUAUUAACGACCAAACUUGAUAUCUAUUCUCUAGUUUGAAUUAUACUAUAUGAUAGUCACGUUUUUAAACUUUGGAUAAAUAACUACUAAUUAUGUUAUCCCUAUUGAGAGGUAUACGAUAUAAAAAAUACUAUUACUAAUUGGUAGAUCUGUCAUCAUUAUUCUGUGGUAUAUUAUUUUUUAUUCUCAAUCUAUAAAAAUAUUUUUCACCUUUCAAAUUAAAAUUAAAAUUACAGUAAUGUUGACGACAAAUUGUCAACUUAACAAAUCAAUAUAUUUAUUAGUAUUUCAAUGAUGCAAUUAAAAUCAUUUAGGUUAUCAAAUUAUAACUAUUUAGAAAACAAUAUUUCUUUGAAGUUGUAAUUAUUAAUCUCAUAUCAUAUUAUUAAGUAAACUAUUUCAAUAUUCUUGUAUUGCUGUUUGUGUCCUAGUCGUUUCUGUAUUGUAAAACCAUAACUGUUGGCACUCCAAUAAGGGUACAUUAUUAUAUCUUAAUGUACCUAACAUUUAUUUUGAUGCGAGAUUUAGAAUCAGACUGAAUCUGCUGCAAUAAUAACAGAAUAUUACAUCCAAUAGUAAAAAAUAUGAUUGUAUCUUGAAAUUUUAACGUUAUAGAUUUAAAAGCUCUUGCCAUAAAAAUCAGUGCAAUACGUUUAUAAUGACAUGUUCAUUCCUGACACGUUUUUGAAAUUUGAUGGUUCAUAGUCAAUAGAGUGUAAAUAGUUAUAUUUAAAUCAUUAUUAUGAAUAUGCUAUUAUUCAAUGUAUUAUAACAGAAUUAAUGGAUAGUAUUUUAUAAAUAUAUUUUAGAUAAAUUUGUUUUAAAUCAGAAACAACAUAAUAAUUAUGUUAUAAUCACAUCAUUAUAAUAGGAAACUACACCAUCUAUUUGAUAACUAUUUCAUACAUCAUAAUAUUAUCUAAUGGCUGAAAUGCAGUCAUUAUUUUUCAAAAGCACUAACAUUUUGUUUAAAAUGAUCUUUUAUGUUUUUUUGGGAUUUCUACUUUUUAAAAUAACAAUGUUUUUAUAUAACUAUUUCUGUUCAAUAUUAUAAAUAAAUCUAUAUAUAUAUUUAAAAUUCAUGUUUUAAUGAAUUAAAAAUAUAUAUAAUAAAUGUAUUAUUUAAUUUAAUAUGACUAUGUAUCACAAAUUAUACAGUUUAAUGUAUUAAACAUUAAAUCAAAUAUAAAUUCAUUUUAUUUGUUAAUGAUUUUGCCAUUUAGUUGUAAAUUUUUAAUACUUGUUUUUAAUCAAAUAUCAAUUGAAACUCAUUUUUUUCUUAAUUAAAUCUCGAUAUAUAUAUAAAUAUUUUAUAUUGUUUAUUAAUUACAAAUUACGAUAAGUUAAAAAUUAAAGCCCAAUUCAUAAUAAAUAAUUUUUUUAAAUAAUUAUUCAAGUGACUGCAUUUGAAUGAUAUAUUUUUAAUGAUUAGUCAAGUAUUUAACUAUUACACACAUGUUAUAUCAUAAAAUAUUUCAAUUCAUAUUUAUCAAAACUUAAUUCAAAACUAUUGUGGGAUUACAUAUUAAUGUAAACCAAACUGAAUAUAAUGAUUUACCUAUGAAGUCUCUCUUUAUUAAAUAUCAUGUGGUAUAUCAUUUUUGUAAUUUGUAUUUUUGAUCAUUUGAAGAAAACCGUAUUGUUAAGUAUUUUUACUGUCUGUGUUUACUUAAUAUUUCUAAAUGAUACAAGAAAAUCUAUUGAAAAAUAUAUACUAAAUUAUUUCAAAUAGUUAACAAUUUUAGGUUCCUUACUGUAAAUAAUACUAAAUGGCAAAUAUUUUAUAUAAUCCAUAAUCUACAAUUUAACUGAUAUCGAUCAGUAAUAAUUAAAACAGUCCAAUAAUAAUUUAAUAAAUACCAAGAACUGUGUAAAUGUUUUGUUAGAAGUUUUCUUUAUUUGCUAUAAAGUUUAGCAAUAUGAAAAGAAUUUUAAAAACAUUGUAAGAUUUACAUGUUAAAAAUAUGUAUAUAUUAUAUAAAUUGAUUAGCCAAAUUUAAUCGAUCAAUUUAAACUUAUAACAUAAACCGUAACAUUUUUAUAAGAACUUCAUCUACUAUGAAUUAUUUUUACAAAUUUAUUAUUAUUUAAAGGUAAAUACCGUCAUUUCAUAUUUAGUUAUUAUUUUUAUAAAUAUAAUGUAACAUUUCAUCUGAAAAUGGCACCUUUUUUUUAAGUAUAAUAUAUUAAUUAUUAUUGUUUUUUUUUUUUUUUUUUAAUCAAAAUGUUAUUAAAUUUGUAUUUAUAUUGAAAUUAAUUUGUUUCUCGUCCCAAAUACAUUCCCUCUAAGGCUUAAUGUUUUAAUCUAGAUUUUAUUUAAGUAAACAAUGUUGUAAAAUUGUACUAUUAAUUUGUACGUUGUUUUAAUUAUAAUUAUUAUUAUUAUUAUUAUUAUUAUUAUUAUUAUUAUUAUUAUUUCUAUUAUACAUUUCAUAGUUAUUUGUUUAUCUGUGGUAUAUAUUAUAAAUAGUUAUCUGGAAAGUUUAAUGGUAUUUUUAGAAAUACUUAAGUACAAUGUACAAGUAUUUUAUAAUUUUUCCUUUAUAAAAUCUCAAUUUAAAUAAAAUAUAUUAAUUAUUUUUGAUUUAAAGUUAAAUAUAAUGCACUAUUUAUAAAAAAAUAUAAUAUGAUUUAGAAGUUCAAAAUUGUAUAAGGUUAUAUUAUAAGUUCUAAGUUGUAAUGGCAAUAUUCUAUUAACAAUUAUAUGAAUUAACAAAAAUUGUUGAUUUUUAAUAAAAUACAAAUUGUUAAUUACCAAACAGUAAAAAAAGUGACUGUUUAUCAAUUUCAUCUCCAUAUUAUAUUUACAAAAAUAAUAUACUUGUAUUUAAAUUGAGAUGAGAAAGUUCACGUGCAAUCUUUUUAUUUAUCAAAAAAUACUAUUAAACAUUUCAUCAUAUUAUUUACUAUUGUAUUAUGUUUAAAUCAGAACUGUUUGCGAUAAAUUAUUUAUAAUAAUAAUGUACUAUGUAUGCCAAAUGUCUCGGAAAUAUUGGAAUACCAAUCUAGUGGAUAGUUGGUUCUCCUAAUAUUUUUAUUCGGUCCCAUCUAAUGUUACAUCAAUCUAGUUACAUAGUAGGUAGUCUUAACGGGUUGUGUAUUUUGAUCGUUUCCUAUUCAAUUAGUUUUACUGUAAUUAAUUAGUUAUUUAUUAGUAUAGUUUAUAAUUUUUAUACUACAAGUAGAUAUAAAUUGUUCAACUGGUUUGCACACAAAAUAUUAUGUACUAUAGUUAGUCUUAAGUGGAAUUAUACUUGAGCUAGGUGACUGGGAAUUUAUGAGUACGAGACAUUUCGGUGUAUAUUGUUAAUUAAAUAUAUCUUUAAACAUAAUUAUAAUGAGUUCUUUUCUAUAAUAUGUGUUCAACAUUAAGUAAAAUAUCUUCAUGUAUGAUUUAUUAAUUACAAGUUAUACGAUUAAGCA